GCCUCUUUCAUCGAUACUAAAACCAGCGAAGCUUCGCUUACACACGAACAAACACAUCAAAGCGAGAGAAAAAAAUUAAACGAACAAACGAAAAUCUCCGGAGAUUUAAUCCAUCGCCGGUAAUUGUUAAAGACGGUGGGAAGAGAUGGCUGGACAGUCGCGGAAAUGGAUGAUCCUGGUGGCGACGAUCUGGAUUCAAGCUUUCACUGGUACGAAUUUCGAUUUCUCGACGUACUCGUCGGAUUUGAAAUCGGUUCUAGGGAUUUCACAAGUACAGUUGAACUACCUCGCCGUCGCUUCGGAUCUCGGGAAAGUUUUCGGUUGGUCAUCGGGAUUGGCACUCUUGUAUUUCCCUCUCUGGACAGUUCUCUUCGCGGCCGCGAUCAUGGGUUUCGUCGGGUAUGGUGUUCAGUGGCUCGUCAUCACUAACAUUAUCUCUUUGCCGUACAUUCUGGUGUUUCUGUGUUGUUUGCUAGCUGGGCUAAGUAUCUGUUGGUUUAACACAGUCUGCUUUGUGCUCUGCAUCAGAAACUUCCCUGCAAACAGAUCACUCGCACUUUCCCUCACAGUGAGCUUCAAUGGCGUAAGUGCUGCGUUAUACACUCUUGCUUACAACGCGAUUAAUCCUAUUUCCACACAGCUAUAUCUUCUCUUAAACGCCCUUAUACCUCUUAUUGUCUCCUUCGCUGCUCUCAUCCCUAUUCUUCGCCAACCACCUCUUGAACCUCUUUCACCAGAUGGAGUUCGUAGAGACUCUCUCAUGUUUCUCUUGCUAAACAUCUUAGCGGUUUUGAACGGAGUGUAUCUGCUUCUCUUUGGUUCAAAGACUUCUGAUGCAACCUCGGCUCGUCUGCUCUUUGGUGGAUCAAUUCUUCUCUUGAUUCUUCCUUUAUGCCUUCCCGGUCUAGUCUACGCUCGUAAUUGGUAUCUGCACAAUGUCCACUCCAGUUUCCGUUUAGAAGGCUCCGGUUUCAUUCUUGUUGAUGUUGAUGAGCUUGAGAUUCAUAAAGGAAUGGUCACACGUGAAGCUAGCUUCGAUGGCUAUCAGUUGCUAAACGAUGAUGGAGCGCGAACAGCCAUUACUCCUGAUCAGAAGAGUUUCAUUGAAGAUGACAACGGAUCUUGUUGCAAUAAGCUCAUUAUGGGAAAUCAGCUUGGAAUGCUUGGAGAAGAACAUCCUCUGACUUUGCUCUUGCGCAGAUUAGAUUUCUGGCUUUACUACAUAGCGUAUUUUUGCGGUGGCACCAUUGGACUUGUCUAUAGCAACAACCUUGGACAGAUUGCACAAUCUCUAGGACAAAGCUCGGAGACAACAACUCUCGUCACACUUUAUUCGUCUUUCUCAUUCUUUGGUCGAUUGCUUUCAGCAACACCAGACUAUAUCAGAGCGAAGUUUUAUUUCGCUAGAACCGGGUGGCUAACCAUUGCUCUUUUACCAACCACAAUCGCUCUGUUCUUGUUGGCAUCAUCGGGAAGUUUGUCAGCGUUACAAGCAGGAACAGCUCUAAUUGGUCUAAGCUCGGGUUUCAUAUUUGCAGCAGCGGUUUCUAUCACAUCUGAGCUAUUUGGACCCAACAGCGUCGGGGUUAACCACAACAUACUCAUCACAAACAUACCGAUAGGAUCGUUGGUCUACGGUUUCUUAGCUGCUUUGGUCUAUGAGUCCCAUAGCAUGGCUGGGUCGAAUACCGAGUCGGUUAUAUGUAUGGGACGAGACUGUUACCAUCUAACGUUUUUGUGGUGGGGAUGCUUGUCGGUGAUUGGGCUAGCAUCAAGUGUUGUCUUGUUUCUGAGAACUAGAAGAGCUUAUCAACGUUUUGAACAAGAUCGGAUAACUUCAAGCAUGCUCUAUUCUUAGAAAUUUUCUCCAAUCGUGUUAUUGCGGGGGGAAAAAGUUGAAAAUGACGAAUAAAAGUUUGUGCAGAACUGUGUUGGUUUCACAAAAGUUUUGACCUUUUUGCAGAAAUAAGAACAGGGAGAAUAUUAAGAUAUAACUUUGGUCAGAAGAAAACUUUGAGUUUCUUUUCGUGGCAAAGGAUCGUUAAGUGAACCGGCGACAUUAAAAAAUUCACGGUUUAGCAACCUUGAACUCUUGCUUUACCGAACCAAACCAAUGGGUUAAGGCUUGUGUUUUGUUUCAAACUUGUGUGACAUUUUUAAUGAACUAUCUUGGUGCUAGUAUCAGCAAUGUCUUGAUGGAA
Messenger RNA from Thlaspi arvense, 2201 nucleotides. Lineage: Eukaryota; Viridiplantae; Streptophyta; Magnoliopsida; Brassicales; Brassicaceae. The record is from the annotation of a GenBank genome assembly.